Molecule: messenger RNA, 2111 nt
Organism: Vitis riparia (riverbank grape)
Lineage: Eukaryota; Viridiplantae; Streptophyta; Magnoliopsida; Vitales; Vitaceae
Product: MDIS1-interacting receptor like kinase 2-like
Exons: 2
Biological process (GO): protein phosphorylation
Molecular function (GO): ATP binding; protein binding; protein kinase activity
Source: RefSeq, a predicted model, not a curated record
UCAUUGCGACUGGUCUGGCAUAACUUGCAACAAGGAGGGACAUGUCAUUGCAGUUUAUAUAGAGCCAGCGGUGAACUUAGCAAACUAAAGUUUUCUUCAUUUUCCAGUCUCAGAACCAUCAAUCUUCACGACGAUAGACUCAGUGGUAGAAUCCCACACCAAAUAGGUACUCUUACUAAGGUCAUUUAUCUUCAUCUCUCUUGUAAUGAACUCAGUGGUAGUAUCCCAGACCAAAUAACUACUCUUACUAAGCUCACUUACCUUGAUCUCUCUAGGAAUGAACUCAGUGGUAGCCUCCCGCCCCAAAUAAACACUCUUACUAACCUCAACUACCUCAAUCUUUCCCAUAAUGAGCUCAAUGGUAGGAUCCCGCAACAAAUAGGAACUCUUAUUAGACUCACCCAUCUCGAUCUCUAUAGCAAUGAACUUAGCGGUAGCAUCCCAGACGAGAUAGAUACUCUUACUGAACUUGCCUACCUCGAUCUCUCUAAUAAUGUGCUCAAUGGCAGCAUCCCACACCAACUAGGUGCUCUCGCUAAACUCACCUACUUUGAUCUCUCUUGGAAUGAACUCAGUGAUGACAUCCCUUCAUCUUUUGGCCAUCUUUCCAAUUUAAUUUCUCUAUGUCUCAAUAAUAAUCAAAUCAACGGCCCCAUCCCUGAAGAUAUUGGAAACCUCGAGGACUUGGUUGAUUUGGACUUAAGUAGUAACUCGAUCAGUGGGAAGAUACCAUCCCAAAUCCAAAACUUGAAGAGGUUAGAGAACUUGAAUCUCUCUCGUAACAAACUUUCAGGUGCCAUUCAUCCCUCGCUUACCUAUGACUACAAGUGGACAUCCAUUGAUUUAUCAUACAAUGAUUUGGAGGGUCACAUACCCUUCGAAUUGCAGUUUGAAUCUCCCCCGGGGGUAUUUGAGCACAACAAACAUUUAUGUGGAGAAAUCAGACACUGGCCACACUGCAAAAAGGGACAAAAAAUCACGCUCAUCCUUGUUAUUUCUCUACUUGCCACCUUGUGCAUUGCAUUUGCAUUUCUUAAAUUUCUCCUCCUUCCAAGAAAGAUGAGAAAAAUGCGACACAUGUCAGCAAGCGCAGCAGAAACAAGAAGGGGAGAUUUGUUCUCCGUAUGGGACUAUGAUGGAACAAUUGCUUACCAAGACAUAAUCCAAUCAACGGAGAAUUUUGACAUCAAAUAUUGUGUAGGUGUUGGAGGAUAUGGCAGCGUUUACAGGGCACAACUGCCAUGUGGAAAAGUUGUAGCCUUGAAGAAGCUUCAUGGAUGGGAAAGGGAGGAGCCCACCUACCUGAAAAGUUUUGAAAAUGAGGCACAAAUAUUGUCCAAGAUACGACAUUGAAACAUUGUGAAACUUCAUGGCUUCUGUUUACAUAGAAGAAGCAUGUUUUUGGUUUACCAGUUCAUGGAACGGGGAAGCUUAUUUUGCAUGUUAAGCCAUGAAGUUGAGGCUCUAGAGUUGGAUUGGACUAAGAGGCUGAAUGUUGUCAAAAGUAUUGCCCAUGCUUUAUCUUACAUGCAUCAUGAUUGUUCCCCACCCAUCAUUCACAGGGACAUAUCAAGCAAUAAUGUCCUCUUGAAUUCACAACUUGAAGCUUCUGUAUCAGAUUUUGGUACCGCUAGACUACUAGAUCCUGAUUCAUCCAUUCAGACUCUUCUUGUAGGCACUUAUGGGUAUAUUGCACCAGAGCUUGCCUACACCAUGACUGUAACUAAAAAAUGCGAUGUGUAUAGUUUUGGAGUGGUGGCACUUGAGACAAUGGUGGGGAAACAUCCAAGAGAAGUUAUCACUUCGUUGUCUUCCUCCUUAGGUCAAGAUAUAUUGUUGAGGGAUGUAUUAGAUCCACGCCUUGCACUUCCAGAAAACCCACAAGUUGCUAAAGAUAUAGUUUUUGUGGUGUUUUUGGCACUUAAAUGCAUCCAUUCAAAUCCACAAUCCCGUCCAACAAUGCAACAGAUAUCCUACAAGCUUCUUGGUGACAUUCCAUUUCCUAAAUUGCCAUUUUAUGCAAUUUCACUUUAUGGACUAAAUUAUGAAGAAAAUGUAAUUUAAAAAAUGAUAGAUGAUAUACAAAGUGAGUUUUCUGUGUUUUGAUGUUA